Danio rerio (zebrafish) is the source of this 2375-nucleotide messenger RNA. The record is from RefSeq and is a predicted model, not a curated record. Lineage: Eukaryota; Metazoa; Chordata; Actinopteri; Cypriniformes; Danionidae.
UGUGAGUGGAUGGAAAAAGCGUCAUCGGUCUCCUAGCAGCGGUGUGUGUGAGAGCGUGAACUACACGAUUUCCCAGAAGAGCCCCGUCCAACUAAGCAAAUGGGGCUUUUUGACAAGCUUGCAGGAUGGCUGGGCCUAAAGAAGAAGGAAGUAAACGUGCUGUGUUUGGGUCUGGACAACAGUGGAAAAACUACCAUCAUCAACCAGCUAAAACCAUCCAAUGCUCAGGCUCAAGACAUUGUCCCAACUAUAGGAUUCAGCAUAGAAAAGUUUAAGACCUCAAGUCUUUCUUUCACAGUGUUUGACAUGUCAGGACAGGGAAGAUACAGAAAUCUGUGGGAACACUAUUACAAGGAGGGGCAGGCCAUCAUAUUUGUGAUUGACAGUGGAGAUAAACUUAGAAUGGUAGUGGCAAAAGAGGAACUGGAUACCCUUUUGAAUCACCCUGAUAUUAAGCACAGGAGAAUACCUUUACUCUUUUUCGCCAACAAGAUGGACCUCAGGGAUGCUUUGUCAGCAGUAAAGGUCUCCCAGCUUUUGUGUCUGGAAAACAUUAAGGACAAGCCAUGGCAUAUCUGUGCUAGUGAUGCAGUGAAAGGAGAAGGUCUUCUAGAGGGUGUAGACUGGCUGCAAGAACAAAUUGCACUAUCAAAUCAGAGCGAUGAAAACGUAAAACCCUCCUGAAAGAAAAAAAAUAAAAUAACCUCCAAGGUCACCUGUUACAAUGGCAAAACCUGACAAAACCAGAUCUUCAGCUUUGGGCACAAUGACAGUGUGUGUGAAUUUAAAAUCAGUUCAGUUUUACUGUAAUAAAGACACUGUGUAGCUUGAUUAUGACCCUAUUUGCACCAACUGUCAAUGUCUCAAUUGAUCACAAAUGGUUAGUUGAGAAAUCUUUGUAAAUCUCAUCACAAAAGUUAUUGAUUAUUAUUUAUUAGCAGGUUCUCUGUUGUUUAGCAUAUAUAAGCACACUAAAGAGUUAACAAUAAAAAUGCAUUUCUGACUACCACCUCUAAAAAAAAUGUUCGGUACCCUUUUUAUCCAGUGUGGUUUUAUCCAGGGGCUGUUCACAAUUGGCAUCUUUUGUUCGUGCAAGUUCGUUAUUUCCAAAGUAGGCGAUGUACUUUGCUAGUCCAGGCACACCGCCUUAAAAACAUCUUAACUUUUCAGAAUGCUGCUAGUGUACAUGACAAGAACUGACCAAUCAGCUUCUUACUUUGUAUAGAAAAAAUCACAUUUCUGUAGUUUAAUUACCUCAGACAAACACAGAACACACACACACUGCAGCACUUUUUAAUUUUCUCAAUAAAUAAUACUUGUAUCAGAGCUGCAGCAAUGUUUUGUCAGUUCGUCAUCCCAGCAACGGCAGAUGGACAUUGAAACGCGAGUGCAAAACAUGUUUGAAAAUAGUGAAGGAAGUGAUGUGCCUCACGCUUUCCAUGCAAUUUUAGACACAAAAGAUGAAUAGCCCCUAACUCAGUUCUGACAUGUUUUACUCAUCUGAGCUGGGGUGUAAAUUGGUCUGUGACACUAUAUAAAUGUUCCAUAACAUCCUAAAAAUAUGAACGCUAUACGUCUUGCCUACCAAUGCUGCAGAAAUGUGUUUCUCGACUUCAUUUUUGUGGGCCCCAACACUGCACAUUUUGCACGUCUUCUUAAUUAUACACAACUGAUUUAACUCAUUAGCUCAUUGGAGACUCCAAGAGCUGAAAUAGUUGUGUCGGGUUCAUAAGACAUGUAAACUGUACCGUUUUAGGGGGGGUCUCCAGAAACAUGAAUGAAAAGCAUUUGUGUAGAGUGAUUCUGCUGAGAGAGCAAGAUGAAUUGUAAUCACCUAUGAAUUGAUUUAAAAUAUUAGCAGACUAAUCUUUUUUUUUUUUUUAUCUUAGCUAUGUGCGUUUAUAAAUCAAUUAAAAUUACUUAUGAGCACUGUUCAUUUCAUCGCUCUAGAAUGUAAAAUCAGUCAAAGCUUGUUACUGUAGUAAUGUUAUGUACAGUAGUAAUAUUUACUUACUAUUUUGCUAUGAUAAACUAUUCAUGCAUUGCACGCAUGUUGCCUCUGAACCGUUUAAUUAUAACAGUGUUGUUCUUUUGUUGUAGUUUUUUUUUUUUUUUUUUUUUUUUAGUGUGACUGCUUAAACUGUCAAAAAGGACACAUUCCUCUUUGUUCUGGAUUUAUUUUUUUCCCAAUAUCAGGUGUGUUUUAAAUGGAAUGGUUGAUGCAUUUUUUGUCAUUUUAUUUCGAUUUUACAAAUGUAUUUAUUUUCUAAACAUUUCACUGAAAUUUUGCAGUUCCUUUCUUGCUGUUUUUAUUCAACAUUAAGGGUUCUUGUAAUAGCACAUGUAAAGAAUAAACAGAAAUGUUGGGGCUUAGA